Messenger RNA from Sander lucioperca (pikeperch), 2714 nucleotides. It is a transcript of the gene gcc1, whose product is annotated as GRIP and coiled-coil domain containing 1. Gene Ontology annotation, cellular component: Golgi apparatus. The coding region runs from base 250 to 2631 and encodes 793 amino acids. The record is from RefSeq and is a predicted model, not a curated record. The transcript is spliced from 8 exons. Lineage: Eukaryota; Metazoa; Chordata; Actinopteri; Perciformes; Percidae.
GAACGCAGCACCAGAUUCCCGCCCCCUCCGUCUCCACUUCCGGUUCAGACCAACAUGGCGGCUGUUCUCUGACAGACUGAUCUCGGAGUUUAUGUGUUUAAUAUUUGCAGUUUUCGGAUGAAAUUCAUCAACUUUUGGAGGUUUUUUGUUCCGGUUCCGGAUCGUUAAAAGCUACCGGAAGCUGCUCACCGGAACCAGCAGAGGUGUUCUGAGUUCUGAUGGAUCCGGUCUGACCGGCCCGGCGUUGUCAUGGAGAAGUUCGGGAUGAGUUUCGGCGGCGGUGGCGGCAGGAAGGAGCUGCUGGACACUAUCGAGGCCCAGAAGAAGCAGCUGGUCCAGUACCAGACCCGCUUCAAGGAUGUGGUCCGAGCCUACAAGAGUCUGCUGAAGGAGAAGGAGGCGCUGGAGGCCAGUCUGAAGGUUCUGUCGGUGAGCCAGGAUGUGGACCUGGACCAGAACCAGCCGGGCCCGGACGGCUCAGAGCCGCCAGAGGACGGCUGCUCGCUGCACAGCGAGGACAGCGUGGACACGGCCGCGUCUGCGGACACGGCCAGCGAGACCGCCAGGGGGAGCCAGAGCGAGGACGACCCGGCAGAACCGGCAGGGAAGUCCGCCUCAACGGCGCGCCGGUUGGACGCGGACGCCGUCGGUCCGGAGAGCGUCACCGUGGGGGCGGAGCCUCAGCAGCAGGCCACGCCCCCUCCCAGCACCGAGACGGAGCGGCGAGCGGCGCAGCUGAAGAACCAACUGAGCACGCUCACCAGCGCCAUCGCCACGGUGACGCACGAGAAGUCGAGGAUGGAGGCGAACUUCCAGGCCGACAAGCGGCAGCUGAAACAGGAAGUGGAGGAGCUGCAGGAGCGGCUGGCGGGCGCGCUGGCGCAGCGGGAGGCGGAGGUCAGCGCCCUGCAGCAACAGCUGGCGGAGAGCCGCGCCCGCGUCAUCACGCAGCAGCACGAGAGGGCGCAGGAGACGGCCGAUCACGCCACGCAGCUACGGGAGUUGCAGAGGAUCCUGCAGCAGGAGAGAGACCUGAGGCAGGACGCAGAGCUCCACCUCCAGGACGCCAACGCCACGCUGCUCGCUAACACUCAGGCGGUGGAGCGGGGGGCGGAGUCUGAGGCUCACCUGAGCCAGGUGAGGGAGGAGAGAGACGAGCUGAAGGAGAAGCUGCUCGCCACCGAGCGACAUCACAGCAGACCUGAUCCCCGAUUGGACGAGCUACAGCGAGAGCUGACGCAGCUGAAGACCCUCUUCCAGACGCAGAGCGACGUCCAGACCAGGAAGGCGAGUGAGGCGGAGGAGCGUGCUACUGAGCGUGCUCAGUGCGCUGAGCGGCGUGCGGCCGGUCUAGAGCAGCGUGUGUCGGAGCUGUCAGAGCUGCUGGGCGGCUGCGAGAAGGCGAGGCAGCGAGAGCAGAUGGCGGCGCAGAGACUCCGAGAGCGCAUCCUGCAGCUGGACGCCGAGAACAAGACGCUCGCCAUGGCGAUGACCUCUAACCUCGCCGCCAGCAGGGCGACCUCUGACCUCGGUGUGGACGAGUCCCAGCUGGACGUCGGCGUGCUGAAGGAGAAGCUGGAGAAAGUGAAGAAGCUGCUGCAGCUGGCGGCAAAGAGGGACCCUGAACACAUCACGCAGAACAUCCAGAGGGACCGUGAACACAUCACGCAGAACAUCCAGAGGGACCCUGAACACAUCACGCAGAACAUCCAGGACCUGGAGGAGUUUCCGGGCGUUGGCGAGGCCUCGGCGGCGGCCUACCACCAGGAGCUGAGGCAGCUGCGGGACGAGUUUGAGCGCUACAAGCUGCGGGCGCAGGUCGUUCUGAAGAACAAGAACGCCAAAGAUGGCUGCCAGGCCAAGGAGCUGGAGGAGGUGCGGGACCAGCUGGCCGAGCUGAAGGAGAAGUACAUCAACCUGCGGAUCCAGAGCGACGAGGCCGAGACUCGCCACCACCGCGCCCUGGAGGAGCGCCAGCAGCAAGCCACGGCCAAUCAGAUCGCUCACAGACAGGAAGUGGAGCGCCUGGAGGCGCUGCAGCGAGACGCACUGCUGAGGCUGGAGGCGGAGCUACACAAACAGAGAGACAGGACGCUGGCGCUGCUGCAGGAGAAGGACCAGGAGCUGGAGCGUCUCCGUGCGGCCGCCGUGCCGCGCUGCAGCAACGGCAUCGAUCCCCCGCCCGUCGAGGCGGAGCCCGCCGCGGAGAGCGAGGGUGACAUCAUCGCGGCGGCACUGCGGCGGGCGGCGCCCGGCGAGCCCACGCUGCUGCUGUACGCCGAGCAGCUGGCCCGGAAGGAGGCGGAGCUCAGCGCGUUGCGGCGCCAGAAGCACGGGCUGGAGGAGGACGUGCACCACCUGCGGGCGCGCCUGGUAGCGGACGGCGAGCGCCACGGCGAGGAGGAGGCGGCUCUGAGGGGACAGCUGGACAAACUGCUGCGAGACCGCGGCCGCGAGGGCGCCAACAUGGAGUACCUGAAGAACGUCCUCUACCAGUUCCUCACGCUGCCGGACGCCAGCGGCCGCCAGCAGACGCUGGGCGCCAUCCUCACCAUCCUGCAUUUCAGCCCGCAGGAGAAGCUCCGCGUGCUGCGGGGCCACGGCGCCACCUGGUGGCCCAACGCCAGAUAGACACACACACAGCCUCAUUCCCCCUGCUCUGGCAUUCCCCCUGCUCUGGCGUUCCCCCCUCUCAUUCCUCCUGCUGUGGAGGG